Molecule: messenger RNA, 1430 nt
Organism: Thalassophryne amazonica
Lineage: Eukaryota; Metazoa; Chordata; Actinopteri; Batrachoidiformes; Batrachoididae
Product: glutamate-rich protein 6
Exons: 12
Coding region: 141-1430 (429 amino acids)
Source: RefSeq, a predicted model, not a curated record
CCGUCUUAAAUGAAAGAAGUUCCGACUCCUAAAGUUUCGAUUGUGCUUCGCUUUCGGUGACACGAGCUUCGACCUUUCGGUGGACCAUCAAACGCAGGAAGCCUUUUCAUCUCCAAGGUUUCCGUCAACACCAGUGCAGCAUGGCUGAGGGUUGGCCGAGCGCUGAAAGGACACAGGAUGGCAGCUCACCUACUGAGUUUUUGAGAAAUGCAGGAAUUUUGAAGUACGGUCGGGAAUCUAGCAGGCUGUGGCAGAGCAUCCCUCAAGAGCCUCCUGAAGAGUGCACGGCAAAAUGUGAGUUCUGUGGAGAAAAGGCAAGUCCCCUUUCCCCUUUUCAAACAAAGGAAGAGAAGACUGAGGCCGUGUUCUGUUGUGCUCAACGCCAGCAGCUGUGCCUCAGCUGUUUGGAAACAUGUGACUCUGGCACUGGCAGGCUGAGAUCAGUAACACGGAAUCAGCUAUACUGCCAAACCAAGGAGCAUGAGGAUUUCAAAUUAAUUAUGGACUCACCAAAUCUAAUGAGACCAAAGCCAAAAAAGACAGCCAGUGAGGAUUAUUCAACCCAGGUCUCAGCAGUAACACAUUCUCGGGCAGCAAAAGUCCUCAGAUUCUCCUGUGCUUCAGAACACACACGGUGGAUAUUGUGCCAUCGUAAUACAAGUGAGAUGAAAACAAAUGAAGAUGCAGUAGAGAAGCAGGAGCAGCCGGAGGAGGAGGCCUCAGUGUGUGACCAUAACUUGACUCACUUUGGCAAAUGUUAUCCACAGGCUGCGGCGGGAAGAUUACUUCAGAAGUUUUAUUCAAAUGGCAACAAGUUUCUGACUGUAUCCCAGAUGGUUCUGCUUCAAGUCUUUUAUCCAUCCGGCUGCCUGGCCGUCAUCAUUGCAGUCGAUGAUGGAAAGGGGAGGGUCUGCAUUGUUUUUGAUGAUGCUGUGCGGUCCAGUCAGCGAAUCAGGGCCAUGUUCCUGUCAAACGGCAAAGCAACAUGUUAUCACACCAAUGGAAACAUAUGGCUGAACAUGCACAACUCUGGCUGUCAGUGUUUGAAUGAAGAGGGUGCCAGGGUACACCAGUGGACAUGGAGCAGUCCCAGUCCUCUGAAGCCUGUCUUUCUGUCUCUGAACAAAGCCAUAGGGGUUCGAGUCCUGAGCAGGAAAGAAAUAUUUGUCUCCUUCCUUGCAAGUGGCCAACAGGCAAAGUUCCGUGUGGGUUCCUGUUCUGCUCAGGUUGUUCGUAAAUCAGCUGGACCUGCAUUAUUGGAGGAGGAGGUUUUUUUGACAGAAGCCAAAAUUAGGAUCAACCAGGUCAUACAGACCCUUCACCAGUGCCUGAAGACGCCUUCCAGCCCACAUCUACCCAAGACUGGACCGGUUCCUCGUUACCACGCUGCUUCCAAAAAGACUGCUGAACUCGUCGCUGAUGCUGUAUAA